Molecule: messenger RNA, 2422 nt
Organism: Raphanus sativus (radish)
Lineage: Eukaryota; Viridiplantae; Streptophyta; Magnoliopsida; Brassicales; Brassicaceae
Exons: 7
Coding region: 22-2286 (754 amino acids)
Biological process (GO): rRNA processing
Cellular component (GO): nucleolus; small-subunit processome
Source: RefSeq, a predicted model, not a curated record
UCGAGUCGAAGCAAGACAGUCAUGGGAGCAUUAAAGAGGAAAUCAUCAUCAAGUUCCAAAACCCUAGCAGCUAACUCAAAGAAGAGAAGAGGUCCUUACUUGCCCAACUCAAUACUCAAGAUCAUCGCGACCCAGAAACGUCCGUUAAACUCCGCUGAUGAAAACGGCGUCGACUUGUACGAGUACGAAGAAGGCAUCCCUGAAGAGGAAUCCAGGAAAAACAACCGUUACGGCCGUCUCCAUUAUGACUACGAAUUCAAACUUCCUGAUGAUUUCGAGGAUGAAGACGUGGAGUCAGAAGAUGAUGAAGAAGAAGCAGAAGGCUAUGAUGAUGAUGAUGAUAGACACACACGGAUGUUGCAAGCUCUCACUGGGAUGCCAAGUGCAGCUUUUAAUCGUGAGAGUAAGAGCAAACCUGUGCUCUUCACUGAAGCAUACCCAGAGGGUGAAUUCAAUCCCACACGUGAUGUUCUCGAGGGUAAAAACGUCCUCACUGAGGAAGACUUGUUGGCGCCUCUCGAAGGCAAGCCAGGGUAUCACAAGACAAGCAGGCAGAUCUCCCGGAUGAGGAAAGAUACUAAGCAUGUCGUUCAUUCUCCUCUGCCAAAGCCUCAACGAGAAAGACUGGAGCGUAAAGCGGUGAAAGGACUAGUCGAUGAGGAGUUUAGUAAGUGGGUGCAUCUGGUGAAGAAGAAUAGAGAAGCAACAACUGUUUACUUUAACCAAGAUGUCAAUCUCGGAAACUCUACCGUCAGCGCGAUAGCAUCAGAGUUUCGACCAAGGACUGAGUUUGAGAUGAGAAUGGCUUCUGUGCUUAACGAUGAUCAUGAGGUUUCGGUGGCUCACAGAGAAGAUGGUCCUCGGCUUGUUGACCAUGUAAAGGAUCAUAACCACACUGCCAAGAUGCGGAGCCUGCUCUUCCGUCAUGAGCGAAAAAGUAAACAGUUCAAGAAGAUUAAGUCUAAACUUUAUCAUCGCCUCAAAAACAAAGACCUGAGGAACUCGGCACUGGGAGCAUUAAUGGACCCAGAAUUGGCUAAGGAAGAGGCUAUGAAGCAGGAGGCUAGACGAGUAGAGGAACGUAUGACGUCGAAGCACAAAAACAAAGGAAAAUGGGCCAAACGUAUGCGAAGGCUUGGAUUGGAUGUGAAAUACGAUGGCACUCGAGCAGCUAUAGCUGAACAACUUCAGAUGAAUGCUAAUUUGUCCAGAAAGAUGAACUCCAUGAGAGAUGGGAGUAGUAGUGAUGAGAGCGACGAUGAUGAGGAAGAGUUGAAUGAGGAUACUCUUUCUAAGUUGAUAGCGAAAGCAAAAGAGAAGACAAUGAAAGCUUUGGAAGAUGAUGAAGUGCUCAACUCUGGUCUUAUGUCAUUACCUUUCUUGGCCCGUGCUAUGAAAAAGAAAAACGAGGAAGCCAAUGAACAGGCUAAACGUGCUCUCGUGGAGUAUGAAGAGUGGGAGACUUCUGGUGGAGCAGUGAGCCCUAAAAAAACUGUUAGUUUUUGUGGUAGAAGAGUGUUUGGUGCAACCGAAGCUCCAGAAGAGUCUAAAAAGGAUUCAGAUAGCUUCUAUGACAACAGUGAUAGUGACAAUAAUAUGAAUAGCAUAGAUGAUGCAAGAGAUAUUGCUUCACCUUCUAGAACAAACACUGGAACCAUUACAGAAACUGAGGUGUCUCUAAAGGAAUCUAGAGAUGAAAUGAGUGAAGAUUCAGAGAGUCAAAUGGUGGACGGUAUCUUUGAAAUUCCUUGUCAAGCAGAGCUUAUAAACCGCGCAUUUGCUGGUGAUGAUGUGGUAGAUGAAUUUUACAAGGACAAGCAAGAGGUUCUAAAUCAGGAAGUUCCUGAACCGGUAAAGCCGGUUCUACUUCCCGGUUGGGGACCAUGGAUCAAUAAGAGAGGUUAUCAUCAUAUCAAAACAACAAGGAAAGAGGAAUAUGCUCAGAAAGAAAGAGCAAAAGAUCUCAAAACGAGGAAAGACGCUCGUCUUAAACAUGUUAUCAUAUCAGAGAAAGUUGAUAAAAAGGCUGAGAAACUUCAUACAGAGACUCCACCUUUCCCUUAUACGUCCAAGGAAGUUUUCGAACAUAGUAUGCGUAUGCCUAUAGGACCCGAGUUUAAUCCCUCUACUAUUGUCGGUGAUCUAAACCGAGCAGAGGUUGUGAAGAAGACUGGAGUCAUAAUCAAACCAGUGAAGUUCGAGGAAGUAGAUGAUGAACACACUCGAAACCAUCAGAAACCAAGACUCAAAAAGAAAACUGGUAGACGCCAAAGCAAAGCCAAGUAAAAGAAGAUUUUUCCAUAUAUGGAGAUUUUGAGUUUGGUUUAAAUUUUGCAAAAAUUAAAAUCAUUUUCACAAAUUAACAAUAUUAGACAUUGGUCAUCCAAAACAUAUAAAGCAGCUAUUAAAUAAUGUUUGUUUG